GAAUUUUGAACGACUUAACAUUAAAGAAAUGAAGGGAAAAAAGUCUGAACAGAUUAGAAAAGAAAGGGCUAAAGGAAUCUAACGGGGCGAACAAGUCAGACACAGCAAUUUCCUGGGUCUCUGUGUUCUAUUCCUACAACGUAUGUGGUUGAGUUGAUUGUAUGCUUUCCCUCUUCCUUUUAUGUAGUUGACGGAACCAGACAGAUAUGAGAUGAUGCUAAUGCAAAGUUGGAACGAGAAAAAAAUACUCUGAAACAAAGGAAGAAGACGAAGAAGAAGGGAUUUGAUCUCGGAACUCCGUUUUUUUUACUUGCAAAUUGAAAUCACGUAAAAAACAGAUAUUAGAAGAGGAUUUUUUCUUUUUCAAGAAAAGUUUGUGUAUAUCUCGGGGAAAAGAAAAAAGAAUAAACGAAAAAUAAAUGAAGACUUCUCUGAGACGGUUGCGAGGUUUUGCACUUCACAAACGCGGUGGGGAAACCAAGGACCGAAGAGAUCUUCGACCUUUGGCUCAAUUGGACGAGCUCGCUCAGGCUUCUCAGGAUAUGGAGGAUAUGAGAGACUGCUAUGAUAGCUUACUUUCUGCAGCUGCAGCAACUGCAAAUAGUGCUUACGAAUUCUCGGUGUCAUUGCGGGAAUUGGGUGCUUGUCUUCUUGCAAAAACGGCAUUGAAUGAUGAUGAAGAAAGUGGUAAAGUAUUAUUAAUGCUUGGAAAAGUACAGUUCGAACUCCAGAAACAUGUUGAUAGCUAUCGGUCUCAUUUAUUUAAGACAAUCACAAGCCCAUCAGACUCCCUUCUUAAUGAGCUUCGAAUAGUUGAGGAGAUGAAGCGGCAAUGUGAUGAAAAAAGAAAUGUGUACGAGUACAUGGCAAUGAGACUCAAAGAAAAAGGAAGACCAAAAAGUGGGAAAGUGGAGAAUUUCUCUAUGCAACAAUUACAGGUAGCACAUGAUGAAUAUGAUGAGGAGGCAACUUUAUUUGUUUUUCGUUUGAAAUCUCUGAAGCAAGGACAAUCAAGAAGCCUUCUUACACAAGCGGCCAGACACCAUGCUGCUCAGUUGUCCUUUUUUAAAAAGGCUCUUAAGUCUCUUGAAGAAGUAGAGCCACAUGUGCAGAAGAUCACUGAGCAGCAGCAUAUUGAUUACCACUUCAGUGGACUUGAAGAUGAUGACGGAGACAAUGGUGGGGAUGAUGACAGUUAUGAUAACAAUGAUGAAGAUUAUGAUAGUGAUGAUGAUGACAAUGAUGUUUAUGACAUGCAUGAUGAUGGUGAAUUGAGCUUUGACUAUGGACAAAAUGACCAAGAUCAGAACAUGGUUCCUACAACACGACACUCGAUGGAGUUGGAUCAAGUGGGCCUUACAUUUCCCCAAGUUGCAAUGGUGGAGGCUGCAAAGGAAAAUCUAGAAAGAACGCGCCGCCAUUCUUUUUCAUUUAGAGGGGAAAUGAGGAACAGCAGCCAAUCAGCCCCGCUUUUUGCUGAAAACAAAUCUGACCCUUCUGAGAAAAUGCAACCGUUAUUGGCACGAAAGUUCAACUCAUAUGUAUUACCUACACCAGUUGCUACAAAAGGUUAUAUUGGAUUAGGUAAUCCAGCUCCUCAAUCUUUCAAGACAAGUUUGAAUGAACGUUCAAAUAAUUUGUGGCAUUCAUCUCCGCUUGAACAUAAGAAAUAUGAGAGGAUUUUGGGAGAUGAGAAAUAUUCUGGAUCUGCUGUUAUGAAUGCACAGUCAGUGCUGAAAGAGAGCAAUAAUAAUGCUUCUUCAACUCGACUACCCCCUCCUUUGGCUGAUAGGGUUUUAUUUUCGCGGGUUAGUCCAAUUGCUGCUUCUGAUUCCAAGAAAAUCAAACGACAAGCCUUCUCUGGUCCGUUGACAAGUAAACCAUGGCCUACUAAACCUGUUUCAGUGGAACAUCCUGGAUUGUUCUCUGGACCAAUUUUGAGAAAUCCAAUGUCUCAACCACCAUCAACAUCUCCAAAAGUAUCACCAAAUACUUCCCCUACUUUUGUGUCAUCACCUAAAAUAAGUGAGCUUCAUGAGCUUCCAAGACCCCCAGCAAGUUCAGUCUCCAAGUCUUCAAGACCUUUAGGCUUGGUUGGUUAUUCAGGCCCUUUGAUGUCUAGAGGUCAAGCCUUCUCUGCUACAAAUAAAUCAGUGGUGUCAAGAGCAGCCUCUCCACUGCCAAAACCUCCACAGGCUGUCACCCGCAGUUUCUCCAUACCCUCAAGUGCUCAUAGAGUGAUGUCAUUACCUGUGUCCGAGCCACUGGAAACUGCUGUCAAUUCAGGGAUAUCUGAAGAUGUUGCCUCACCUCCUUUGACACCAAUAUCUUUAUCUCAAAUCCAGCCGUCAUCAGCUAGUUCAGAGACUGUUGAUAGGAGCUGAUUGAUUAAAUCUAUUUCUGGUACUGAUUUCAUUUCUGACCAAUGGGGGCUAAAAAGAGUUUUUACCGUAUCAUGCAAGUGCAGAUAUGUGAAUAUAUCCUUGUCUAUUUAUUUUUCCUAUAUCAUUUUGAUAUGUUUUAGCCACUCCUUGUCUAUUGUGAAGAACACUUGGCAUGGCUUAGUCAAAUAAUUGUCACGUGUUCCAUCAUUUUUGAGAAAUUUUGUAUUUUCUCCAAGGCAUUUAAUAGCUAAUUCAAUUCUUUUACCCUA
Molecule: messenger RNA, 2653 nt
Organism: Theobroma umbraticum
Lineage: Eukaryota; Viridiplantae; Streptophyta; Magnoliopsida; Malvales; Malvaceae
Product: hydroxyproline-rich glycoprotein family protein
Cellular component (GO): cytoplasm
Molecular function (GO): protein binding
Source: RefSeq, a predicted model, not a curated record